Paramuricea clavata is the source of this 531-nucleotide messenger RNA. The record is from the annotation of a GenBank genome assembly. Lineage: Eukaryota; Metazoa; Cnidaria; Anthozoa; Malacalcyonacea; Plexauridae.
AUGGAGAAGGAAGUACGAAAGAGAAAGAUUGCUGGAGCCGACAUUCGUUCCCAGAGAACAAUUUCUCGAAGUGCUGACAACAAAGGCUCAGUAAAUACCAUCACAUUGAAAGGUGAGAAGGGUACCAGCACGGGUACCAGCAUGGACAAACUCGAUUCAAGGACUGAGAAUCCAGGUGAAGUAUUAGGUGAGGGCAACCAAUCACCAACACAACCACCACCACCACCACAACCAACGUUUCAGCAUUGUUGGUUAUGCAAACAGCCCCACCAGUUGGACACAUGCCAACGGUUUCUGAGUAUGACCCCUACUGUUCGUCUCACAGAGGUGAGGAAAGCUCAUGCAUGUUACUUUUGUUUAAAAAUUCAUCGCAACCCAUGUAGAAGAAAGAAAAAGUGCACGUUGUUAAGAGACGGUGAAGCAUGCAGGUUCAGUCAUCACCCCUUGCUCCAUGGAGCGCCAUUUGAGCGAAUGUCCAAUAACAAUGUAUCUGUCAUUGCGGGAGGAGAAGGCCUGCUCCCAACCUUGGAA